CUUCAACCUACAUCUGUUCCUGUUUGCUAUAUAAUGCAACAGAUCGUCAUAUAUACCUUAAUUUAUACUCUCCCCCAUACCUCGGUUAUACGAACAUGCUAAUUGACCUAUCCUCGACCCAAUAACCUUACCACACCUCCCUCCCGAUAGACCCUCCCGCAUCUCCGAGGGACCGACAGCAGUAUGGCAGGAUCCGCCACCAGAAAAGGCUCAACGCCAGCCAAGGUCCCCUUCAGCGCCAGAUCUCAGACCCCCGCGAAGCGCAACGGCAGUCUGCUGAACUUCUUCCAAAAAGCCGACGGGCCGCCCAAAGCCACCUCCACCCAACCCCGGAUCACUCAAUUUGCCACCAAAACCGCCCGGCCGACCAGCAAUGGCCACGGCAGCACCCCGACGCUGCGCAGACAAGGGAGCUCUACAGCCAGCGACGGCGCAGGCGAUCUGUUCCUCGAGGACAAGAACCGGACCCGAUCCGCGACCUACGCACCCCCCGAGCCGCAACGGACAGCACGGUCGAGGACUCCGGACGAUAUCUGGGAAGGCGAGCCGGAAACGCCGGCGCCAGCAACAGCGACAGCGGCGACCGAGGAAGACCGCUACAACGAGAACGGAUCCUCCGGCGUCAAGAAACGCAAACUUGAUUCCCCGUCCGCGGGCGAUGAUGCAGCAGCAGCAGCACGAGCGAAGCCGUCCGAUGAUGCCGACGCUACGCCGGUAGCGGCGCCCGUGAAGAAAUCCCGUCACCUCAGUGGUCCCUUCAUCGACGAAUCUGAUAGCGAGGAGGAGGAAGAUCUGGAGAAGUUCCGUGAUUACGCGGAUGGGCCAUCGGCCGCAUUGAUAGAUAAGCCCACUGCCAUUGCCACGGAAUCGCCCGUCAAUGCCGAGGAAGCAGAUCCGUCAGCCAAAACACGACCGACGCCCGCUGUUGAGACACCACCAUCCUUGGUAAGAGAAACCACGAGUUACACCGAACCUGAUGAAGACACGAAUUUUGACGAUAUGGAAGACGAGUUCCGAGGGGAAGAGAAUUUCUUAGAUGCCUUUGAUGAUGAUGAUGAUGAUGAUGAUGAUGAUGAUGAUGAUGAUGAUGAUGAUGAUGAUGAUGAUGAUGAUGAUGAUGAUGAUGAUGAUGAUGAUGAUGAUGACGAUGGACUUAAUAAUGAAGAGAAGGAGGUGUUGUUUGGAUUGGAGGAUUAUAGUAAUGGCCCGGAUGACGACGGAAAUACGUUUGGUUGCGAAGUGCCCAUUUGUCCGAUCUGUCAAACUAGUUUGACUGGCCUGAAUGAAGCUGAUGUCUCGGUGCACGUCAAUGACUGCUUAGAUGGCAAGCCUAGCACAACACAGCCAAGAUCUGAUUCUACAAGCAAGCCCGAGCCCGGGAUCAAGUCCGAGCCUGAGAUCGAUCCGGAUCCCGAAAUCAAACUUGAACCUGAACCUCCAUCGAAAGCACUGACUCGAUCGGACCGGGCAGCGAUUGCUCGCCCCGCUCAACGUGAUCCUUACGCUUCCGGCGGGGCUGGAGCGAGGUCUGCUUUUUCCAAGCUCAUGGCUGGAAACGCGGAGGACAGCGCCUGGGCCGCAGCGGCGGCCAAUGAAGUGGCAUCCAGAGGCAAGCAGGCAUAUCAACGGACCUGUCCGUUCUACAAGAUCAUGCCCGGAUUCUCUAUAUGUGUGGACGCGUUUCGCUAUGGUGCUGUCGAAGGCUGCAAUGCUUACUUUCUGAGUCACUUUCAUAGUGACCACUACAUUGGCCUCACGGGUUCAUGGCGACACGGUCCUAUAUACUGCAGUCGCGCGACGGCCAAUCUAGUGUGCCAGCAGUUGAAGGUCAAUCGUAAAUGGUUGGUGCCACUCGAAUUCGAGAAGAAGACGGAGAUCCCUGGCACGGGGGGCGCACAUGUGACAAUCAUCGAAGCGAACCAUUGUCCAGGAAGUGCCAUAUUUCUCUUUGAGAAGACCAUGGGAUCUGGCCCAUCGAAACGGACGCAUCGGGUGCUUCAUUGCGGAGAUUUCCGCGCCUCGCCGCUCCAUGUGCAGCAUGCACUCUUGCGCCCGGAGGUUGUCGAUCUCACCACGGGCCAGCGUCGUCAGCAACACAUAGAUGCUUGCUACCUAGACACCACGUAUUUGAGCCCCAAAUACGCCUUUCCAAGCCAGGAAGAUGUCAUACAGGCUUGUGCCGAUCUUUGCGUGGAGCUGAACGAGGGGCAGCAGAAAAGCAACGGGCUUGCCUUUGGCUCUGGCCGAUUGCUGGUGGUGAUCGGGACUUAUAGCAUUGGGAAAGAACGGAUCUGCCUGGGAAUCGCGCGCGCUCUGAAGAGCAAGAUUUUCGCCACUCCAGCCAAACAGCGGAUCUGCGCGUGCCUGGAGGACCCAGAGCUGUCAGCGCUGUUGACGGAUAACCCACGCGAGGCCCAGGUGCAUAUGCAGACCUUGUUUGAGAUCCGAGCGGAGACGCUGGCUGACUAUCUGGACACGUUGAAGCCGCACUUCACGAAAGUGGUGGGCUUUCGCCCGACCGGCUGGACGUACCGGCCGCCCGCGGGCCGUGUGCUGGAUAACCCUCCUGUGUCGACGGUGCUUCACUCGGCACAUUGGCAGACCCCGUUCUCGGCACGCGACCUCGUGCCCCAACGGGGCAGCACGCGGGAAAGUGCCUGUUUUGGGGUGCCGUACAGCGAGCACAGCUCGUUCCGGGAAUUGACCAUGUUCUGCUGCGCCCUUCGGAUCGGACGGGUCAUCCCGACGGUGAAUGUGGGCAGUCAGAAGAGUCGUGAGCGUAUGAAGGCGUGGGUUGAGCGGUGGGAGGCGGAGAAACGAAAGAGUGGGUUGUACCAGGUCAAAGGCGAGCGGUGGUGACGCAGUGUAGCAGAAGUCACAUAGUUUCUGUAUGGAUGUGUACAUAGGUUUCCAAAUUAUAAGACACAAAGUCCCAAUGAAGUAAUAUGCAACGAGCUCGAUCUCAUUGGCAGAGUUCUCUGGGGAGACUGACGAUUAUCUCAAAUCUGACUGGCUUGUGCAUCCCAAUUGCAUGAAAUAGACUUCAAUCUAUCCCUGGAUCGACAAUUCACGGGGUUGAUCGUG
Aspergillus japonicus CBS 114.51 is the source of this 3084-nucleotide messenger RNA. Its product is annotated as DNA cross-link repair protein PSO2. Gene Ontology annotation, biological process: double-strand break repair via nonhomologous end joining; interstrand cross-link repair; protection from non-homologous end joining at telomere. The transcript is spliced from 3 exons. Gene Ontology annotation, molecular function: damaged DNA binding; 5'-3' DNA exonuclease activity. NCBI's taxonomy places the organism in Eukaryota, Fungi, Ascomycota, Eurotiomycetes, Eurotiales, Aspergillaceae. The coding region runs from base 184 to 2859 and encodes 891 amino acids. The record is from RefSeq and is a predicted model, not a curated record.